Molecule: messenger RNA, 459 nt
Organism: Peronospora matthiolae
Lineage: Eukaryota; Oomycota; Peronosporomycetes; Peronosporales; Peronosporaceae
Source: the annotation of a GenBank genome assembly
AUGCCGUUACCGUUCAGCCGUGGCCAUGUAAACAAUUGCACAUCCCCGAUUCCACGGGCUCCCCACCCAGAGGCCGCAACGGGAGACGACAUUUCUGCGCUUGUGGCAUGGAUCACAGAGACAGCGGCGAGACUGGUUCUGAUGAUCCUCUACCAUGUGGCUCCAACCUGCGCCGAGAGAAGCAGUGAUGACGCAUGCGUCACGGACGUAAGUGAAGAAGAACGGGAUGGGUGUAAUGAGAUACAGCCAAAUGUCAACCCCUCGUGCGGAGACAGCUCCGGGGACACGAUGAUGGAGUCCAUCAGAGCUAUGGAUGACACGGUACGACUGGCGGAUCUAGAUACAGGAGCUGAAAGCUCCGAAGAUCAAGACGGUGACGAUAUGGAAUUGCCCGCCCAAGCUGGUGAAGGGCCAGUCACCUUUCCUCGCUCUAUAGAGGCCGCCUUUGAGCACAACUAA